CUGUCAAGACCAGCAACCGGCGAGGCCAGUCCGGCAGGCAGCCGGCAGCCGCUAACCGGAAAACAACAAUCCUAACCCGUCCAAGCAUAUACCCAACUUUGCUUUUACCAAUUCUUUGCCAUCGGUUUGUCCGAAUUCGAAUCCAAAUGCCAAAUAUACCGUUUACAGGAAUCCCCGAAGAUUACACAUAUUUUAAAAACACGAAAGCCAAAGCUAAGUCGAUCCUCCGCACAAAAAGACAGAGCUGCCGGCCAAUUCGCCGGCCGAUCAUUCAACUCAGCAUCCGCGACAAUCCCAAUGCCCACACCCCACAAGGUUUCCUCCAUUCACAAAACUCUUCAUUUCCCCUACCAUUUUCACUUCUCUUCGCCUCCCUUUUUCUCCCAAAUCUUUGAUCUUUCCUCCCAAAGCCGGAAAACCCCAAAAUGGAUCGGACGAGGUUCAGCCGUGGAUCAGCCAAAACUUCCAUGACCGCCCACCACAAGAAGGCGCCGGCGCCUGCGCCGGCAGCAGACCUCACCGACUUCAUGAACGACAUGUUCUUCGGAACAGUCAACAACGACGCCAAGAAGUCCUACAACCUCACCGGGAACCGAUGGGACGACAACAAAGACAAUGACGACGACGAAGGAGGAUUCGACGACAGCAUCCGGAGCGACAGCAGCAAGCUGACUCAGGAAUGGCUGCACGAGGCCAGGCGGAUGGUCGCCUCGUCUCCUUCCCGCUGCGACUCCCCUGCUAGUGCCAGGCUGCUCGGCUCGCCGAGGUUCGCUUCACCGAGGCUUUCGACGGGGUCGAUUCUCGACAAGCGAGACCCUCUUUCCCGCUCCGCCAGAAGAAACAGAGCAACUGAAGGUUUCAGCGAGGAGAUCCUGACGAGGUCAGCUAGGCACAGCAGGAACGGGUCGAUCGGGUCCGACUCAGUGGUCGACUCGUCCCCUGCAUCGCAAGUUCACAAGUGGAUCUCCAAUAAUCUGAAGCCGCCAACUUCAAACGGAUCUUCCCCUGAAUACCAAUCACCAAACAACAACAACAACGGCGCGCUGAUUUUUCCGGCGAACGAUGCAGGGUCGCCUCUGCCUCCACGGCAAUCGACAAUCAGGAAGUCUCGCUUCCGAUCUGCGCCGAAGCCUUCGCAGCCUCCACUGCCGCCAGCUUCUUCGCCGCAGGAUAUUCCGAGAAGGUUCAAGCAGGCUCCGGUGCCGGAGCCGACAGGUCAGAUGCUGUCUCCACCGAAGAAUCUCGUGGAGUCUGCUCACCGGCGGUCUAUUUCCAAGUCCACCUGUUCGAUCGAGAAAAUUGCUCCGAAUUCGAGCGGGCGCGAAGAUGAUCAACUGAGUGGGGAGCAGCAGGAGCUGAGCUUGAAUGGGUUCUUGAAAAAACAGAGGGCCAAGAUUGAGCAGAUCAUGAACAAAGAGGUUGAAGGGAAGGCCAAGAUCAUCCUCUCUGGACCUUCAAACAGUACAAGUUCAAUGGUGGCAGCGAUUUGCCAUGCCUGGUUGAUGGAGAACAGAGCGAGGAAGAGUAAGGAAGAUGGAGGCGGCGAUGGCGAGACACCGUUCGUGGUGGUGCCGGUGAUGAAUGUUAGGAGAGGUCGUAUGUGGAAGCAGAGGCAGGCAGCUUGGCUGUUCCACCAUGUUGGCCUUGAUGCCAAAUCUUUGCUAUUUGCCGAGGAGGUUGAUUUUGAGAACCUAAUGAUGUCGGGACAGCUGAACAUUCUUGUGGUGGGGCAAGAUAUCCUUCGGACUAAUGGCGAGGUUGGAUCUCAAUGCACCAUUCUCACAGACAACUACUGUGAGGAUGCAUAUGACUUGCUGGAAUUCCCCAUGCUGAAAAAGCUUCUGCUUGCUGGGAUUCUGCUAGACACCCAGAAUCUGAAUUCAGCAGUGGAGUUGUCCACAACAAGAGACUCAGAGGCAGUCCAAUUGCUCCUAGCUGGGUCUGCUCCAAACUACAGGACUAACAUCUAUGAUCAAUUGAUACAAGAUCAGAAAGACCAAGCCCUUUUCGAAGCUUUCCGGCAUAGCUAUGGGAAGCCCCCGAGCAGCGAGAGUGGAAGAACAGAGAAGAGCUCAAGCAAUUCCAGCCAAAAUGAAUCCAACACCAAGACCAAAGGGGAUACAACAAGAACAGCUAAACAAGCUCCUAAGCCAGCACCAGCACAACAACAGCCUAAUGAUUCCUCCCGCGGAAAGAACAAGUCUUUCCUCUCGAAAUGGUUUGGCUUUGGAGGAAAGUAAUGAAGUUGGGAAGUUUACAACUUACCAACGCCCUUUUCUUUUCUCCUUCUCGAAUUAGUUUGUGUAGAGUCAUAUAUAGAUAUUGAAGACAUUGCCAUGUUUGUUGAAGUCUUAAUUUGUCGAAUCCUUCUUAUCUUUUAUUCAUUUGGUUGGUUGCUAGAAAAAAGGUUGUCGGUUUCUAUAUUCAAUAUUGUUUUUUGAAGUAUUAAUUAGUGAGGAUUGUAAUAAAUUUGUGUUGUACCAGUUUUUUAUACGAAAAUAAGUCCUAAAUGCGUGA
Molecule: messenger RNA, 2517 nt
Organism: Linum trigynum
Lineage: Eukaryota; Viridiplantae; Streptophyta; Magnoliopsida; Malpighiales; Linaceae
Source: the annotation of a GenBank genome assembly